Molecule: messenger RNA, 777 nt
Organism: Giardia duodenalis
Lineage: Eukaryota; Fornicata; Diplomonadida; Hexamitidae
Product: Deoxyribose-phosphate aldolase
Exons: 1
Coding region: 1-777 (258 amino acids)
Biological process (GO): deoxyribonucleotide catabolic process; carbohydrate catabolic process
Cellular component (GO): cytoplasm
Molecular function (GO): deoxyribose-phosphate aldolase activity
Source: RefSeq, a predicted model, not a curated record
AUGGAGUCACUUGUUGGUCUCAUCGAGGAGCGCGCUCGCCAUCUGGAGGACCUGCUUGGAGUCCCCGUUCGUCCCAGCGUUAACCCUGGGGCCCUUCCACGAAGCUGUGCAAGCGAUCUGGCCAAAUACAUUGAUCACACUAAUUUAAACCUGGAUGCACGCCCUGCUGACAUUGACAAGCUCUGUGAUGAAGCAGUCCGAUUUGGGUUUACUGCCGUUUGCGUGAAUGGCUGCUACGCCAGACAGAUUACAAAGAAACUUGCUGGAUCUGAAGUCAAGACGUGCUGUGUGAUAGGAUUUCCUUUAGGAUGCAUGACGACUGCAGCCAAGAUAUCAGAAACGAGGGAGCUCGUCCAGCUCGGUGUCCAGGAAAUAGAUAUGGUGAUCAACUGUGGAUGGCUGAAGGCUGGCAUGUACAAAGAGGUUUAUGAGGACAUCAAAGCGGUUGCAAGUGUUUGCCAUUAUGGGAGCAAGCCUGCUACUCUGAAAGUGAUCCUAGAGUGUACCUGUCUUGAAACCGAUGACCUUAUCAUUGAUUCAUCUCUUCUUUCACUAGCUGCUGGAGCCGACUUCAUCAAGACGUCAACGGGUAUGCACAAGGCUGGAGGGGCCAAGGCCGAACAUGUACGCAUUAUGAGGUUGGUUGCUGGAGACAAGAUGAAGGUCAAGGCGGCUGGAGGCAUCCGCAGCGCAGAAGCGGCACAGGAAAUGGUGUGUUCAGGAGCAGAUAGAAUUGGUGCCAGCGCUAGUGUUGCAAUAUGCGGGGGGCAGGCCUAG